Messenger RNA from Paramacrobiotus metropolitanus, 3960 nucleotides. RefSeq lists its product as uncharacterized. NCBI's taxonomy places the organism in Eukaryota, Metazoa, Tardigrada, Eutardigrada, Parachela, Macrobiotidae. Bases 1430 to 3793 code for a protein of 787 amino acids. The transcript is spliced from 8 exons. The record is from RefSeq and is a predicted model, not a curated record.
UGUCCCUGCAGUUCGCAUAAGCACUGCAAGGUACUGUAUGUAAAUUACAACUAGUAGUAUGGAUUAGUGUUUUGCGAGUCUUGUGGCUUUGCAUUUAACAGUACGAUCAGUAACCUUUUAGCGCACCUGGGCGUACAAGAAAGAAGUUCCUCUUCCCCAGUAUAUUAUGAUGCACUACUGUGUCCCGCUUGCGUCGGCGCAGCUUACGCACAUUUCCCCCGCUGAGAAACAACAAUUCCGGCCGUGAGUUCUUGGCCGUAGGCAGCGCUGCUGACAUCGUGCGUUUACCGGUCUCCAGGACGCCGGCCAGCGUUAGCCCAGCUGCUGUGGCCUCAUCUGUAAUGCAGCCCAUGAUCCAGUUCUUGCUGCGCAGCAGAUUGACAUUAUUGGGGUCGGCGCUGAGAUCCAUGCUGGCCAUCCGCUCCAAGAUGUCCAGACCCUGGUCUCGGGCCUCGGAGAUGGAAGCCCGCGCACCGGCUUGGAAACGCUCGCUUGCCUGAGUGAAAUGGCUGGCACCGCUCAAGCGCGGUGCUUUGCGCGGCGCUUCGGGGUAAAACGUUGAGUCAUCGUCGUCGUUGGCCAUUGCUCAUGGACGCGGCUCGGCUGAUUACGGCUAAAUAACGGACUAAAUCUGUGCGGAUGUAACGUAAGGGUCACUGUAUGUGGCACCGAAUGCGUUUUCAUCGACUGAUGUGGUGAUCAGAAAACACUCUCCAAGACUCAAAGUGCAACAGUUUUUGCUCAACCAGUUUAAGAUUACCCACACUAUUUCUAAUAUACCUACCUUACCUCAACAAUUUUAAAGCUUCUUAGAAAAAGCGCAAUACUUUUAUAAAAAAAAGACUUCGGAGAGUUGCAGACGAAAGAAACAAACUUCGGGCGGACCAAAGACAAAAGUUGAACAACGAACAUCAGCCAUCAACAAACAAACCUUGAAAAUAGAACCUUGGUGUAUCAUUGCGUCUUGGAAGCAUGCCACGACCUACAAUGCCAGAUAUUUUGACGGUGACCAAAAAUCAAACAAAUUUUUAAAUGGAGGAAUCACAGAGACAAAGAGAAAUGCAGAUAAGCCUGGUGGUGUAGAUGGGAAACGAGAUGUUUUGAAUUUCUGUUACAGUGCACUUCCUGCAUGGCCAUCACAGUGUGGAACCAAGCGAAAACUAUGGAGUUGCUAGACAGCGCAACAGCGUUGGCGUAAAAAUGCAGAAAUCAGAGCAAGACCAUAACAAAAAUUGGUUUGCGUAAUAUCUGGCGGCUUCUGUUAACAUCUGCACAAAUAACGACUGAAAUAAGCCAAGUAACAACGGAUUUUAAGUGCUUCUGUGACUGUCUCAUCGACGUGCGUUGUUGUCGACGCCGAUCCAAAUGACAAUCCGCAAGUGUAUCGCCUGCGCGAGUGCGCGUACAUUGUCCCCCAUAGCAGCCAAAAAUGACGAUGAAUUUCGAGAAGAUUCAAGAUGAAGACGCCGAUUUCAGCAAGCUCAGUCCGUACACGCCCAAUGAAAUACAGCGCAUCAAAGACGAGCUAAAACUCAACAAAGCUAAAGCGCGACUGAUGCGUUUCGAGCUGGAGCGCAAACGGCGCUUCCGGGACGUGGAAGAAGCCAAGCAAAGAAAAAUCGCUAAUGAUCUGCGCAUGGAAGUGGAAAGCCUGGAGCGGAUCCGUGCAAAUCUGGAGACGAGCGCCAAUCAAAAGCGCCGCGAUGCGGAUAUGCGAGAAAUCGGAGAACUGCUGCUGCGCCUGAACCAUGUCGAAGGCUUAAUGGCCAGCGCUAAGAAUCUGGCCGCUCAGGAGCAAGAUAAGGUUAAGAAGCAAAGUCAACGACUACGCAAAGUGGAGCAGCAGUUUCGCGGCGCACCGGAAGAUGUUAAUGUGGUGGCUAUGAAACGGCAGAAGAUCAUUCAGUCGCGCUAUUUGACUAUACAACGUAAGCACGACCGCCUGCGGAAACAAGCGCAAGAGGCACAACGCUCCGUGGAACAAGGGAUGAUGCUGCGGCAGUCCUUUAGGGAAGCCUAUACCCGUAUUGAGCGCCAGUACGAAAGGAACGCUAAUUUGCUCAAAAAGAUGCUGACCGAAAUAUCGGCUCUUAAUGAGAAAAGGAACGAGUUUUUGAAAAAGGCCACCCAUAAUCGCGGCGCGAGCAAUGAGAACAAGGAAGAAAUCAUGAAUAAACUCCGCUCCGCCGAACAAAUGGCCAACGUGGAGUACGACACCCGCAAUUUGUCUGUUUGCCGGGCGGUUGACCGUACACCGUACUGGAAAAACGAGAGCAUCACUCGCGCUAUGAAAAGUUUCUGGGAGAAGCCCGUCGCUCCACCGACCACCAUGCAGGACACGGUGGAGCUGGAAGCCACAAUGGCGGCCAUCCGGCGCAUUAUGAACGUCGACAACAUGAGCGACGUCAUUAAGCUGCACCGCAAACGCGAAGAGAACAACGAGCUCCUGGCAGAACGCCUGCGUGAUCUCGUUAAAGAGGCGGAAGACCUUGUGGACAGGAUUGAAGGGCAUUACAAGUAUCUGCAUGAGACAGAGCACAGCACCGCCCAAUGGGAGGACAACAUGGAGAAGAAGAUUAUGAUGCUACUGGAGCGGACGCGUAACAUGGAAGAAAAUGGGCGCGGAUGCCGCGAGAGUUUGUUGGCAUUUCGGGCGUUCUACGAUAAAAUCGGGCCAAAGGUUACGGAGGUGUUCGAUCUCAUGUACCGGCUGAUACCGCACAGUGAGGAGCUAAAGAAGCCCGAGGCCCCGUGCACGGGCCAAAAUUAUCGAGAAUAUCAAAUGGCGUUCUCGCGAUUGGCAUUUUACUUCCAUGCUGUCUUUGAUUACUGGAAACAGCAUGAGCACGAGAGGAAAUCGCGUACGGAUCCUCUGUACCGCGGCACCGACGACGAUGAUCAUCCGCUGGCGCUGCAAGAGGAGAAAUUGUCCCACGUUAACUACCCUGUGGCAGCCAAACUGAAGCUAUUGCCAAAGGAACUGCGUUAUUACCGUAAACGCAAUCAGUUCGAAAACGAAGACGGAACUCCAGCCGUAAUGUCGGCCAAGAGCAUGGAGCACUUUGCCGAAACCGAGGCGGCUGAAUUACUGCAUAGUCAAAACGAAUACCUUCGCAAUAUUGACGGCUCCGACAUUGACGUGGAUGAAUUCUCCCGGCGCCACCUUGCCGAUCAAGAGCGCAUGCAACGGGGCCUGGUCUUCAGUCCACCCGAUCCCGCUGCCGUGGAACGCCAAGAUGAGAUUGAAAAAGAGCAGCGCAAAACCCGGCAGUCUCCGCCGUUGAUCGGCGUCAAACGGGAACCAUUGAUAACAGUUCGCCCCGAAGAGGCGCCGGCUGAAACCCCACCAAAGGUCGACGUUCACACUGCGCCAGCGGUUAUGGACGCUCUUGAGGGAGUGCCGUUUGUGGCUCCAGAUAGUGAUCAACCACCGACGGAAGCGACGGUGGCACCACCUCAGGGAAACGAACUUAAUGCAACUACGAGAGCGGCAGAAAUGACACCACCAUUACCUGCCCAGUCGGCUCCGGAGCAACCGAUAGCUACUGAACCGGAGGCACCGCCUACGGCAUCUACGACUCUCGAUCAGCCGUUGUUGCCGCCGGCAGUAGAGACCACUCAAGAAGCAGUUCCUCCGGGAUCUGCCGAGCCAGCGCCAACACAUGUGGAGACGGACACAGCGGCGCUGCCGGCGGAGCCACCUUCGACGCCCUCUGUUAUCGCGGAAGCUCAACCUUCACCUGUUGAAGGUCAAGCAGAUCCAAAUAGCUCACAGCCUCCCCCAUCUGAGUGAUAACUUAUUAUUGUGUUACUGCCAAGGAUAAAGAGAUCAUGCAUGAAAUAAAUGUUUGGUACUUAAAAAAUUGCCACCAGGCGUAAUUUCAUGUUCAUGCUGUUCAGAACGUUUAGCCGUUCGUGCCGGUGGUACAGUAAUUAAAGAGUGUCAAAUGAAUUCAACGG